Columba livia (rock pigeon) is the source of this 4310-nucleotide messenger RNA. RefSeq names its product CUE domain containing 1 (gene CUEDC1). The coding region runs from base 291 to 1433 and encodes 380 amino acids. NCBI's taxonomy places the organism in Eukaryota, Metazoa, Chordata, Aves, Columbiformes, Columbidae. The transcript has 11 exons. Gene Ontology annotation, molecular function: ubiquitin binding. The record is from RefSeq and is a predicted model, not a curated record.
UUAUCUGCCUGUGCAAACAGCCUCUGCGGGGGGAAGAUAACGGGGGGUGCUGCGGGUGCUGGCAUUUGGAGGGGAGCGGCUGGGAGAGGAGCCCGAGGGUCACUUGUGCCCGUGUCCGUGUCCGUGCUGUGAGGGUGGGAGGAUGCUGCAGCGCGCCGGGGGCUGACGCGCGGAGCCGCCGGCCGUGGGGAGCAGGACCCCCGCCGCCCGCCCAUGCUCCCCGCCGGCCGCGGGGGCAGAGCCCCGUGAGGAGCGGCGGCGGGUGCCCCCCUCGCCGCGGCCGCCGCGCCAUGACGAGCCUCUUCCGCCGGAGCAGCAGCAAUGGCAGCUCGCGCGGCGGCUCCUCCGCGCAGGAGCUCAACAACAGCCGCCCCGCCAGGCAGGUCCGCCGGCUGGAGUUCAACCAGGCCAUGGAGGACUUCAAGACCAUGUUCCCCAACAUGGACUACGACAUCAUCGAGUGCGUCUUGAGGGCCAACAAUGGUGCCGUGGAUGCCACCAUCGACCAGCUCCUGCAGAUGAACCUGGACAGCAGCGGCUGCGAUGACAGCUCGGACUCGGAGGACAGCAUCCCCCCCGAGAUCCUGGAGCGGACGCUGGAGCCGGACAGCUCGGACGAGGAGCCCCCUCCCGUCUACUCCCCUCCCGCCUACGAGAGCCAGGAGUUCGGCAGCCGCUACCCCCGGGCGCCGCCCACCCCCCCGCCCAGGACGGACGUGCCGGAGCCCGGCAGCACCGCGGCACCUGGCAGCACCGCGGCACCCGGGCGCUACAGGAACUGGAACCCCCCGCUCCUGGGCAACCUCCCCGAGGACUUUCUCCGCAUCCUGCCCCAGCAGACAGCCGGCGCGCAGGGCUCCCGUGGGCACCGGCAGCCUGAGCCGCAGGGACCGGCCCCGCGGGGCCAGGGCUCGCUGGAGCAGGAGCGGCGCUGGAAGCAGUACCUGGAGGAUGAGCGCAUCGCACUGUUCCUGCAGAACGAGGAGUUCAUGAAGGAGCUCCAGAGGAACCGGGAUUUCCUCCUCGCCCUGGAGAGAGAUCGAUUGAAAUAUGAGUCAAAAAAAUCCAAGUCGAUCAGUGUUGCCGUGAGCAAUGACUUUGGUUUCUCCUCUGUAAUAUCAGGUGACGCAGCCCCAUCCGUGACCAGCGAGGCCGGCGGUGCUGUGUCUGACGAUGCCUUAUUCCGAGACAAAUUGAAACACAUGGGAAAAUCCACACGCAAGAAGCUGUUUGAACUCGCCAGAGCCUUCUCCGAGAAGACAAAGAUGAGAAAAUCGAAAAGAAAACACCUGUUGAAGCACCAGGUGCUGGGGACGGCGGCUUCCACGGCAAAUCUUCUCGAUGACGUCGAAGGACAUUCGUGUGAUGAAGAUUUCCAAGCGCGGAGGCAGCAGCUGCGGGAGGAGGAGGAGACGCCGAAGGAGGGGCAGUAAACGAUCCAGUGCUGGGUUUGUGGCUGGCACAGAACAUGCACAAGGCUUCAUCAGAAGAGGGCUGAAAAAGGAAAAAGUCUUACCCAACAAACAACCCAGACUUUUGGCUGUCUCCCCUCCGCUGCAGUACUCCUCUGAAGUACAAGUAUUGAAGUGAGGCACAAUGUUUUCUUAACAGCAGUUUGAGAACAACUUCUAUCUAGCAAAUCAGCCAAAAAGGAAAAUAAAAAAGGAAGAAAGCAGCGGGCAGCUGCUGGAGCUGCUGGGAGCGGUGGAGCUCGGCCUGGAGCAGCGGCCGCCUGCUCCCGAGCGGCGUCGCAGAGGAACGAAAAUCAGUUGUACUAACGAGGAUGCGUUCACACGUGGGAUCUGCUCGGCCGGAGCACUCCUGAACAUAUCUCUGUAGCGACCUGAUGUCAUGUUACUCUGCACACAGGAGAAACAAAACGAACAACAAAACACGUGAGAAAGAACCUAACAGCCUUGUCUACUACUGCUAGGAGUAACGAGCAGAGAUUCAGAUCAGGUAAUAGUCAAAUAAUAUAAAUUGUUUAUAAAAGGAAAGGCCUUCUUUUCUUAGGCGUUUCACCUUGAAUUAAACCUUUGCCUUCGGCAUUGCUAAAACUGCCUUGAAGUCCGGACGCUGGGUGGGCCGCGGCGUGGCUCACCGCGGGGCGGGACGGACGGACGGACGGACGGCGGGGCAGCACCAUGGCUGGAUCUCGCCUCGGUUGACCCUCGCUGCCGAAGCAGGACGCGUCCGCCGGGUGCGGUGUGCCGGGAUGCCGGCUGGGCGCCGUGGGUGAGCUGCAAAGCCUGGGCUGGGGGUUUGCACCUGAGGCUGCUGGAGGAUUUUCGGCACGGGGAGUUCACACAAGGGCUCGCGGGCGCUGCCGGGUUCGGCGCGGGGUCCCGUGGCGGGGACAGCACCCGUCCCCGUGCUGCGGGGGCUGCGGGCAGCGCUUGAACCACUACAGCUUUUGGAGAUGCUGUCAGGCUAAAAAUAAUUACGUAAACAAAUCCCUUCCCUGCGUAAGUAAUGAGUGAUGAGUGUAAAGUCAGAAAUCGCUCCCGCCAGCACAUUUUCUUCUCCUUUAUCGACAUAAUCUGUUUACUGCGAAAUGCGGGAGGUGGCUACAGACGCGCCUGUUUCUCUUUCUGGCUCCUGCGAACCAGCACAAAUGUUGCAAGCGUGGAGCUGCGAAGGCGGCAGACGCAGGAGCCGCAGCCAUCAAACACGCACGCAACUGUUUUCCCUGCCUCUCGGCGGGGUUUGCUAACAAAAGCCCACAUGGCAGGUGCUGCCUCCCGACCGGCUCCUUUUUAAACCCUCCUGCAGCCCACACGCCUUUGAAGCCAAGAUUUCCAUCCCCACCGGCAGCACAGCCGCGGCACCUGUUGAUCUCCAUGACCAUCACCCCCUCAUGGGGAUCGGUGGGGACCUUGGUCCCCGGUCAGGACUGGGGCUGCUCGGAGGUCUCUGGGGUGCAGGGGCUGGGUGGUGUCUCGUUAGCACAAACAAAGCGCUGCUGGCAGCACCGGGGCUCGGCCAAAGGAUGUGCUGGGCUGGGAGCCCCCCAGGACCCCAGCGAGAUUUGGGUUCCCAAAGUCCAAGCCCAGAAGAUCCACCCCAUGGAGCUAGUCCCAGCUUUGGUGUCUGCUCCUAUUGGAAGGAAGGAUUGGGGAGCAUUGUCCCUUGAGCUGAAGAACUUCACGUUGAAGUUCAAAGAGGCACCGUGCGCUUUGCACCGGCUGCUCGGCACCGCGGUGGUGACGGUCACCAGCAGCGGCGUGUGUCCUCGCGGGCUCGGGUGCCAGCGUGGCUGUGGGCGCAGGGGCUGAGCGUGAAGCUGGGCCUGGGGACAGAAUGUCCUUUAUUCCCUGGGCAGGAGGUUGGUCCCCAGCCGGUGGAGCGGGGAUCCAUCCGCUGGCUCGGGGUCUGUAGGAAGCUGCCGUUAUUCCCUCCCAGCCCGGAGCGGCUCUCUGCAUAUUUGGAAGAAAAUCAAGCUUGGAAGCGGAUUAGCUUGUCAGUGUUCCAGCGCCUCGGAGCUACCAAGGGCUUCACUUCCAGUGGCGCUUCCAUGAGUGCGGGAAGCACCGACAGGGCUGGGGAGGGAAAUUCUGCUCCCAGCUGGGAGGGUGUCACCGGGGCUGCGCCGGUGCCGGGUGAAGCACUUGUGCCAGGCGGCACCUUCCCUGGGGGGUUUGCUGUGCCGAGCCGCGGCUGCGGGGAUGGCGCUGAGCUCUGCGGCGCUGGGCAAAGCCACGUUUCGCAUCACAUCCCUGGUCAGUCCUGCUGGAACCCCCGGCAAUGCCACUGGUCCCGCUCUGUGCACGUCAGCUCACGUCACCGCCGCGUCGUCUUUGGAGCUGAGCCGUCGUUUGGUGGUGGCCACACGCGCCAGCCACGGAGGGUCCUGUGCCAAAAGCGGCACCGCAGCCGCGAGCCGCGGGCUCGGGGGCGGAUUUGCUAAUGCCAUCGAACAACUUGCCCCAAAAUACCCUGGGCUGGGCAAAGCCACGCUGAAUGAGGUCGCUCUGUAGCCAUUGCAAAUUAUCUCGGAGGCACAAAGCGUCGUUUUAAUGGAGGAUGAAGAGUGAUUGUUUUUAUGUCAUUUAAGGAAAAAAAAAAUCAGGUCUAAUGAGUAGAAAGGCCACUAAAACCGGCUUGGAAGCCAAAAUGCAUUUCUUACAUUAAAAUGUACAAUUCUCAGUGACGUUUGUAUCAUUCUAUACAAAAUGGUUGAAAAAGAACACAACAAAACAAAUCCGUGACGUUUGUAAGUGUUGCUAUUUUAGAAUUUAUUUCCGUAAGUGAUAUUUUUCUUAAAGAUCUUUAAUAGUAAUUCACAUAAUAAAGUCCCGUUGUACUCUUAA